Messenger RNA from Cannabis sativa, 3251 nucleotides. Its product is annotated as phospholipase D gamma 1. Gene Ontology annotation, molecular function: D-type glycerophospholipase activity; calcium ion binding. The transcript has 10 exons. Gene Ontology annotation, biological process: phosphatidylcholine metabolic process; phospholipid catabolic process. The coding region runs from base 399 to 2960 and encodes 853 amino acids. Gene Ontology annotation, cellular component: plasma membrane. NCBI's taxonomy places the organism in Eukaryota, Viridiplantae, Streptophyta, Magnoliopsida, Rosales, Cannabaceae. The record is from RefSeq and is a predicted model, not a curated record.
UUCUUCUUACAAAUUCAAUAAAGACUUCUUGUGUUGUGUUAAUGUGUUGUAUCCUAAUCGUUCUAGAUUCACAUUUUCAACAUUAUUUAUUAUUAAAGCUUCUUUGUUAUUGGGUUAGUCAGACUAACCAAUCCCAUUUGCAUACAUGGUCAAGCCAACCAUCUAAUCUACACUACUAUAGUUCUAUCUCACGUUCUUUUACUCAUUCAAUUUUUCAUUUAUAAUCAUUUUUCAUUAUUGCCAAUUUCAAUCCUAAUCUUCAAUCUUUUGCCCAUCUACCUGGUUUUCUUUUCUCAUUUCAUUCACCCCAGAAAAAGAAAAAUCUUGAAUAGUUAUUAUUGCAGGAGUUUGAUUUGUGUAUUUUUUUUUCUUAUUUUAAUCUGUGUAUUGUAAGAAACAUGGCUCAUUCUAUAUAUGCUGGAUCAAUGUCGUUUGGAGGCUCAAGUCAUGGGCAAGGUCAACAAGAAUUGCCGUUUAAGACCAGCAAGGAUUCCUUGAGAGUUAUGCUCUUACAUGGGAACUUGGAUAUUUGGAUUAUGGAGGCCAAGAAUCUUCCUAACAUGGACAUGUUUCACAAGACUCUAGGGGACAUGUUUGGAAGACUCGGAAAGCUAUCGACCAAAAUUGAAGGCCAUGUGUCCAGCAAGGUAACAAGUGAUCCUUAUGUGACUGUUUCCGUAUCAGGAGCUGUGGUUGGGAGAACUUUUGUGAUAACCAAUUCCGAAAACCCUGUUUGGAAUCAACAUUUUAACAUCCCUGUAGCUCAUAAAGCAGCUGAAGUUCACUUUGUGGUGAAGGAUAAUGAUGUUGUGGGGUCACAGUUGAUUGGAGCUGUGGGAAUCCCAGUUGAGCAAUUAUACUCAGGUGUUAGAAUUGAAGGUGUUUUUCCUAUUCUUAGUGACAGUGGGAAACCCUGCAAGCCUGGAGCUGUUUUGACUCUUUCAAUUCAGUACACUCCAAUGGAGAAUGUGAGCCUUUAUCGAGGUGGUUUGGGGUCAAGUCCUGAGAAUCUUGGUGUUCCUGGAACUUAUUUUCCUCCAAGGAAAGGUGGGAAAGUUACCCUUUAUCAGGAUGCACAUGAACAAGAUUGUGGUCUUCCUAAUUUUGAGCUUGAUAGAGGGAUUCGGUAUGAGCAUUCGAGUUGUUGGGGUGAUAUCUUUAAUGCAAUUAGUCAGGCUCGGCGUUUGGUUUACAUUGUUGGAUGGUCUGUGGUUCACAAAGUUACUCUGGUUCGAAACAAUGAUAAUGGAGCAGGAAGCAUGUUAGGGGAGCUUCUCAAAGCCAAGUCACAGGAAGGUGUGAGAGUUCUGCUCCUAGUUUGGGAUGAUCCAACUUCUAGGACCAUAUUGGGUUUUAGGAAGGAUGGAGUCAUGGGAACCUGUGAUGAAGAUACUCGCCGGUUCUUCAAGAACUCUUCUGUCCAAGUCUUGCUUUGCCCUCGUUCGGCUGCGAAAGGACAUAGCUGGAUAAAAAAGCAGGAAGUAGGAGCAAUCUACACUCAUCAUCAGAAAACAGUAAUUGUAGAUGCUGAUGCAGGUAAUUACAGAAGAAAGAUUGUGGCUUUUGUUGGAGGACUUGAUCUUAGCACAGGCCGCUAUGAUACUCCACACCAUCACCUUUUCCGGACUUUGAAGACUGUGCACUCUGAUGACUUUCAUAACCCCAAUUUCGCGGAGCCUGGUGUUGGUUGUCCAAGGGAACCUUGGCAUGAUCUGCAUUGCCAAAUUGAUGGCCCUGCAGCAUAUGAUAUCCUUACCAAUUUCGAGGAGCGUUGGUUGAGAGCUUCAAAGCAUAGUAAACUUUCUCUAAAAUCAUCAUAUGAUGAUCAGCUACUUAGAUUUGAAAGAAUUCCCGAGUUUGUUUCUAUGGAAGAAGUUUCUAGCCAAAGCCAAAAGAAUCCAGAAUCUUGGAAUGUGCAGAUUUUUCGUUCCAUCGAUUCUACUUCAGUCAAAGGAUUUCCAAGUGAUCCAAAAGAAGCCACUAACAAGAAUUUGGUAUGUGGGAAGAAUUUGCUGAUAGACAUGAGUAUACACACAGCCUAUGUCAAGGCAAUUCGUUCUGCCCAACAUUUCAUUUACAUAGAGAAUCAAUACUUCCUUGGCUCAUCAUACAAUUGGAAUUCCAACAAAGACUUGGGUGCAAACAAUUUGAUACCAAUAGAGAUUGCUCUUAAAAUUGUUAACAAAAUCAAAGCAAACGAGCGAUUUGCUGCAUACAUUGUAGUCCCAAUGUGGCCAGAAGGUGCGCCUACAAGCAUCCCUGUUCAACGAAUUCUGUUUUGGCAGCGUAAGACAAUGGAAAUGAUGUAUGAAAUGAUCUAUGAGGCCUUAAAAGAAGUUGGACAAGAGAACAAAUAUGAGCCACAGGACUAUUUGAACUUCUUUUGUUUAGGCAACCGUGAGGCCCCAGAUGAUACUAAUACUAGUACUGCUAUUAUGGGAGCUACAAGUGCAGAAAAAACUCCUCAAGCACUUAGUCGAAAAAAUCGCCGGUUCAUGAUUUAUGUGCAUUCAAAAGGAAUGAUAGUUGAUGAUGAGUAUGUGCUUAUGGGAUCUGCAAAUAUCAAUCAAAGAUCUUUGGAAGGAACCAGAGACACUGAAAUAGCAAUGGGUGCAUAUCAGCCUCUUCAUACUUGGUCUAAGAAAGGCUCAAGUCCACAUGGACAGGUAUAUGGAUAUAGAAUGUCACUAUGGGCAGAACACAUAGGUGGUGUUGAGGAAAGAUUCAAGAGACCAGAGAGUGUAGAAUGUGUGAGAAGAGUAAGGUAUUUGAGUGAGCAGAAUUGGGGCCAAUACAUAGCUGAAGUGGCCACAGAAAUGAAGGGUCAUCUUCUAAAGUAUCCAGUUGAAGUUGAUAAAACAGGUAAGGUUAAACCUCUUCCUGCCUGUGAGACUUUCCCAGAUGUUGGAGGAAACAUACUUGGCACUUUUGUAGCCAUUCAAGAGAAUCUCACUAUCUGAUACUACUGAUAUUAGUCCCCUUAGUUCUUGUAUAUACAUUAGUAGAACAAUCCCAAUAUCAUUUUUUUUUUCUUCUUUACAUGCAUUUUUUUGAAUUCGUUGUUUAAUUAAUGAUAUGAAUUAUGAAUGAGGUUAUAUGGGGGAGAACAUUUUUGCAGUCAUAACUAUUCAUUUUGUUCAUUUUCCACAUAAAAAUUCGAGUGAUUUAUCGUUAGAUUAUAUUUGUGGUCUUUUUGUUUCUUUGUAAUAUCUGGAGAUAAGAUAAUUAUACAAUUUUUUUUUAAUUGGACA